Molecule: messenger RNA, 2760 nt
Organism: Exophiala oligosperma
Lineage: Eukaryota; Fungi; Ascomycota; Eurotiomycetes; Chaetothyriales; Herpotrichiellaceae
Exons: 2
Coding region: 451-2247 (598 amino acids)
Source: RefSeq, a predicted model, not a curated record
CAGGUAUUCUGUAUCUUUUCUCCUAGAGAUUUGUCCAACACUUAUCGCACUGUGGACUUCACUUUUGCCCUAUCGAAAUAUGCCUCCGACAGUCUCUGAGUAUGAUCAAGUCAUGAGAAUGCCGCUCUUUACACCGAGGAUGUGACUGCUCGACAAGUACUCCAUACAGCCACCUUUUGCGCCCCUCUUCCCUGGACGCCAAGUGAGAUGAUGAUCGAAUUGGCUGCUUAUUGAGCCUGAAAACUUCGACCGAACCGCAUCCUGGGGCCGGCAAUCAGUCCUUCCGUGCCUUUUUUCUGUGGAUCGACAUCGUCCCUCGAGGCGCAUUAUUUUCGCCCUUGCUGAGUUAUCCACGGGUGCUUCGGCUUUAGGCGACGCCCCAAUACCUCAUCGAUAUCCCCCAGACGGAUACAGUGAUCUUUUUUCCAGCUCAUCACGUAGGCCUUCUAUAUGCGACGCUGCGUCUGUCGGCCUCUGUCUGUCCGGCCAGCUCUUUUCUCUUCCUUACAGCCCUUGCGAACGGGCGCUCAACGAACCAGACUAUAUACACCUGGCCCUCAGCGCAAUACUAAGUCUUCAACCUCUCAGCAAGCCUCUUGGUGUCAACGUAGGACCCCCCACAAUCGCGAGCCUUCCACACGACCUCUUCUCGCCUCUGCCCCGUCUUCUUACCUGCUCCUCUUCGGCCUCAUCUUCAGCGGUGGCAUAGCUCUUGAUUACUUUGUGCGCAAUACUCAAAACUCGGCACGCGACCCUGGUAACGGUGACGUUCCACCUCGCCGUUUAGACAAGCCCGCCGGAGACGAAUUCGACCCUUUCUACACAGAUAUGCCUAUUCCCCCAGGGCAUCACGGCAAUCUGACGCCAGAACAAGAAACUAAACUGCGGGAGUUGUGGGCUGCAACGCUGAAAGUAUUUGGAGUCGAGGAGCCCCACCAGCUCGCUGGUACAGAUACACCUGGGACCGAACUAGAGCCAAGUGCGACAGAAGCAGAUGGCAAAGACAAGAAGAAGAGUAAGAAACGACUUGGUGUCUUCAAGAGACAUGGUGACAAGAAAGACUCGAGCAACGGUUCAGCGACACCGAACAGAGAUCACGCCGAUGACGACAAGUACGGCCAGGUGAAAGAUUUCCACGAGAUCCUGGCCACUCAAGAUCCCGAACUAUUACGCGCGACCUUUUGGAGCAUGGUAAAAGCAGACCAUCCGGACGCCCUGUUGUUACGGUUUCUCCGGGCGAGAAAAUGGGAUGUCGAUAAGGCUUUGGUGAUGUUGAUUUCUACAAUGCGAUGGAGAAGUCAGGAACAGCAUGUCGAUGAUGAUGUGGUGUUGCGUGGGGAGGGAGGAGCCCUCGAGGACUCAUCGUCUAGCGAUCCCGCCGUCAAACGGGAGGGCGUUGAUUUUCUCACUCAGCUACGGUUGGGGAAGAGCUUUCUUCACGGAACAGACAAAGAAGGUCGACCAAUAUGUUUUGUUCGCGUUAGGCUGCAUAGAGGUGGAGAGCAAACUGAAAGAGCUUUAGAACGAUAUACGGUUUAUGUGAUUGAAACUGCUAGACUGGCUUUACGACCGCCGGUGGAAACUGCUUGCAUUCUUUUCGAUAUGAGCAAUUUCACCAUGGCGAAUAUGGAUUAUACCCCGGUUAAGUUCAUGAUCAAGAUUUUCGAGGCAAACUACCCCGAGUCACUUGGGGCGGUACUGGUACACAAGGCACCUUGGCUAUUUCAGGGGAUUUGGAAAAUAAUACGAGGAUGGCUUGAUCCGGUAGUAGCGGGGAAAGUCCAUUUUACUUCUGAUGUGUCGGAUCUAGAAAAGUUCAUUCCCAAGUCUCGGAUCAUCAAGGAGCUCGACGGAGAUGAGGAUUGGGAAUACAAGUACGUGGAGCCAGUCCCUGGCGAGAAUGACGCGAUGAAAGAAGAAGCUCCCCGGAAAGAAUUACAAGAGAAAAGGGAGGUCGAAGUUCAGGAGUACCAGAAGAAAACAUUUGACUGGAUCGCCAGUGGUGCAAGUGGCGAUUCUGAUAAAAUCAAGCAAGAGAGGGAUGUGCUGGCGAAGAAAUUGAACGAGAACUAUUGGCAACUGGACAAGUAUGUUCGCGCCAGGACCUAUUAUGACCGUACGGGAAUGAUCUCCCCCGAUGGCCAGAUCAACUUUUAUCCGCCGCCACCUGGAAAAGGCGAGAAUCAAAACCUGGCCCCAACCUCAGAGGCACCUGCAAUCGAAACCAACGAAGACGAUGUGGACUGAAGAUAGGUAUGUCCACCUGUCUCUCGGCCUGUUUCGUACUGUUUGCGGUAUGUGCCGCAGUGUCAAUAUUACAGGGAUCAAAGAGGGACUUUCGAGAGACUCGAACAAGACCUCCAGAUAUCAUCCCGAGGACAUCAAGACGCCGCUUGUGGGUGUUUAUCUCGGCACUCCGGACCACAGCCAAGGAACAGACAUCUCUGCCACAUCUCACAUAUAUGAGCCCGGCUGCACCUUAUUCUCUAACCUCGAUGUGCCUGCAGUGAUCUGCAAGACAAAUAGGAUGGCUGCUUUGGGGCAUUCCAUCUCCCAUAUAAUUCUUUUUGGAGAAGCAUGUCAAUAUGAUGUGGAAUAGUGCAGUCAAGAUUCCACAUAUCAAAGAAACAGAGAAUGAAUAUCGCUGUAGAUGUCUGAGAUGAAACCCUCAUGGCCAACCAUGAGCUUAUAUCAUGUCAACCAUCAAGAGCUUCGAUCUGGCUCGUACGUCUCCCUCCUAGUUCCACAUGUGUAGACCGG